Messenger RNA from Exophiala spinifera, 1992 nucleotides. RefSeq lists its product as uncharacterized. The record is from RefSeq and is a predicted model, not a curated record. Bases 1 to 1992 code for a protein of 663 amino acids. Gene Ontology annotation, molecular function: protein binding. Lineage: Eukaryota; Fungi; Ascomycota; Eurotiomycetes; Chaetothyriales; Herpotrichiellaceae. The transcript has 2 exons.
AUGGGUCACGCCCACCACCAACAUUUCCACGACAGGAUGGUAGAGUUGGCGCGACGACAAGAUGGCGUCAGCACAGAUGGAGGUACAGUCUACUCUGUUGUCUAUGUGACCGCCGAGCCAACCUUCACUGGUGUUAUUGGAGGCUACACAACCUUGAGCGCAGGAUCCAACAGCAUCCCCGCGGUAGCCACUGCUUCCACAGGAGGCGCGCAAGAUGCUGGAACAACCGGGGCAUCCGUGGAGUUCAGCACUGCUCCGGCGGAGACAGUUGUUGUCACCGCCAGUGCAAGCAACUCCUUUGACACCGCUGCGGGAGCAGCGACUACCGCAGCAACUACAGGACCAGACUCAGUCCCCAGCGCCUCUGUAUCGACGACCUUGUCAACCAACAAUGUGGCAGCUUUCACCAGUUCCGGCGCUUCGUCCACUGGUGCAGUCUCUCAGAAAGACUCCUCAAGCGGCUCGAGCGGUGGAAUGGGAACGGGUGCAAAGGCGGGGAUUGCCAUUGGCGUCAUUGCAGUCGUCGGUAUCAUCGCAGUGUUCCUUCUCUGGCUCCUAGGGAAGAAGAAGAGGGAACGGGAGGCUCAAGCGAACAAGGACAAUGAGAAGUCGACCUACGGAGCUGGGGCCCCUGCUGCCACUGAACUGAUCAACAGAAGUCCCACCAUCUCCAGCACCACCGCACCUAGAUUAAGUUUGCGACCUGUUUCUCGAAUGCUCCCAGAAUUCGGCCAACCUAACAAAGCACGACUGAGCGGUGGUAAUCUCUUGAACACCGCCGGAGCGCCUGGUGCUGCUUCAGGUCGAAAUCUUUCGCCAUCUCCUCAACAACCCCGUGGACCAAGCCCGGCUCGCAGCCCAGUGCUGCGUGAGAACCCUUUCGCAGAUCCAGAGAAUUCAGAGAAGCCAGAGAAUCCAUUUGCCGAUCCUGAAAAGGCUGUCGCUGGCCCAGUCCACGCUGUGUCAGCUCCUGGUGCUGUGCCGACACCUCCCGCCCCCGCCCCCUCUGCCACUCCUGUCGCUGCUGCUACUGCCGCUCUCGGUGGCGUUGCUACUGCUGCAGCUCUUCAAGCGAAGUCGACCCCGGCCCCUGGCCCUGGGCCUGUCGCAGGCCGAUCACCUUCGCCUGCACAAGCACCUGCGGUCAACAGCGGAUCUGCACCACAACCUCCCGUCGCAGCCACUCCUCAACCCCAAGUUGCCACAAGAGACUCUUCUGCAAUUGGUCCAUCUACGCCUGUCACCUCGGCUCCGAUUGCGGCCGCUGCAGCUCCCGCCGGGUCUCCAGCAAGCGAACCACCUCAAGGCAAUGUUUACCGUGUCCUGCUGGACUUCGUCCCUUCCAUGGAUGACGAGCUAGAGCUCAAGAACGGUCAACUAGUUCGACUGCUCCACGAGUAUGACGACGGAUGGGCCCUUUGCAUUAGGCUUGAUCGCUCUCAACAGGGUGUUGUCCCUCGUACGUGUCUCGCCACCAAGCCGUCAAAGCCAAAGCCAUCCCAUCUGAACCAGUACGCUCGACCUGCUGCACGUGGUCCGGGACCGGCCUCUCGCCCCAUGUCGCCCGCCGGAACUCCUCGCAGCCAAUACUUCAACUCUCCUCGGCCGGGCAUGGCAUCUCCUGCGCGCCCAAUGUCACCUGCAGGCAGACCCAUGAGUCCCGCGGGCGGCCCUAGGCGACCAAUGUCUCCCGCAGGUGGCCCUCGACGACCAAUGUCCCCUGCACCCAUGUCUCCUGCAGGUUCCAUGCGACCAUCAAGAUCAAUGAGUCCUGGACCUGGCCAAUUCAACCAAGCCCCUCGACCGCUCUCUCCAGGUCCCGGCCCUCAACAGAAGCGGAGCAUGUCGCCAGGACCGUCUCGAUCGUCUCCCAUGGCCGAUGUCACCCGACGACGAAGCAACUCAGCGACCAUUGUUCGGGAUAAGCGCAACUCGCCGAUCGGCCCGUCCAAGCUUGGUCUUGGUCCAUCCGCUCCGGGCACCGCCUUGUGA